AUGGUCGCCUGAGGAGCGCCAGCUGAAACCGCCUACGUCAUGAAUGGUUAUUUCCCGCCGAACCCCAUGAUGGCGCCCUAGGCAAAGCUCCCCGGCACAUGCAUGUCUUCCCUGCCAUGAUACUUGAGCCCUUCGUUUGAAGUCACCCACAUACGGUCAAGAUGCCGGGCUUGGUGCGCAAGCUUCUGAUCUUCGCCGCUGCGGACGGCCUGAUCCUCCAGCCCGCACCUCCGCGCAACCACCCGCCCACGACGCAGCAAGCUAUAAAGAUCGACUAUACGGGCAAAAUCGCGCCGCUGCUCAAGGACAGGCGCGAAGAGGACACCACGCCCGUGUCGCUGGAGGCUCAUGGAAUAGUUGGCCUACUGCAGGUUGCCAAAGCAAACUUCCUCGUUUCCAUAUCCGAACGCGAACUCGUUGCGCAAAUACGCGGCAAGCCCAUAUACACCAUCACCGACGUUACUCUCAUACCCCUCGCGUCCCAGGAAGAAGCGAAUCGGGCCAUCAUUCAGGCCAAGGAGAGCCUGAAGCGGCGCAAAGGGAACCAUGACAGUGAUGACGAUGACGAGUCUUCAGACGACGACUCUGACAGCUCCUCUGAUCACAUUACGGUCGACGAGUCUCUACCAACCACCCCGCCGUCAGAGGCUGAGAAGGACGCCACGGCUGCUACGUCCCGCAAGAGAACAAGUGUCGCCCAGGAUGUGAUAGGCCGGAAGGGAGUUUAUGGGAGGUUCGCACAGAAAUGGUUCUCGAAGAAAGGCUGGAGUGCAGAGCACAGGCGCAUGCAAGGAAUGAGCAGCGACGAAGAUCUUCCGCAGAAGCAGAAGCUCAAGACUGAGACACCCAAUUCCGAGAUACCAAAGACGGAUGCACCAAAGGCGCCACAGGAUGACGCAGAGGCCGAGCCUCAGUCUAUGUCCCCUUCGGAGGAGAGGAAAGACGCUGCCGUGAAACCAACACAGGAACUGGAGAGUAACUUGCCGAUGCCCUCCGGAAACACAACCAGCACGUUGCUUCCGAAAAUCCUCAAGACCACGAAGCUAUACUUCAGUAGCAAGAGCUUCUUCUUCUCAUACGAGUAUGAUUUGUCGAGGAGUCUUGCCACCCAAAAUGGCGCCUCUACAUCCCUUCCGCUGUACAGACUCUUUGAUCCCGUAUUUUUCUGGAACCAGCGGAUUGCCGCUUCAUUCAUUGAGGCUGGUCAACAUAAUUUCGUGCUGCCACUAAUCCAAGGGUUUGUCGGCCAGCGUGCCUUCUCUGUCGAUGUGUCCGCGACGAGCUCUGAGGCAACUGUUGCAGCAUCAGCCUCAGAUCCGCGAGAAGUCGUCGCCGCACAAGAUGAAGCGAGGAGACCAGGCUCACCGUCCUCGCCGACCAAGUCUGGAUUGGCCUCCCCUCAAGUCACUAAUCUGUCCGUGCAAGGCUCGAGAAAGAAGGAUUUCUUGAUUACCUUAAUAUCGCGACGUUCCGUGAAGAGGGCAGGCUUGCGCUACCUUCGACGUGGUGUUGACGAGGACGGGAACGUUGCCAAUAGCGUGGAAACUGAACAGAUCCUGUCGCCGCAAUCAUUUGAUUCCAACAGCGGCAAAAUCUAUUCGUUUGUCCAAUUCAGAGGCUCCAUACCGAUAUUUUUCUCGCAGUCUCCGUACAGUCUAAAGCCCCUUCCCCAAUUCCACGGUUCCCCUGAGGCGAACUAUGCUGCUUUCAAGCUCCAUUUUUCCAAGCUGGCAAACAAGUACGGAGGGGUCCAGGUGGCCUCGCUUGUUGACAAACAUGGCAACGAGGCAAAGAUCGGUGAAGAAUACGAGUUCACUGCUAGCUUGCUGAAUGAGCGUGGUGGUAUAGAUGGCAAGGGAAAGGGGCUUGGAUUCGAAUGGUUUGAUUUUCACAAUGUCUGCCGUGGAAUGAAGUUCGAGAAUGUUUCCAUGCUCAUGGAUGCGUUGGCUCCAAACAUGACUUCUUUCGGUUGGACCGCUGAGGAGCACGGCCUGUUGACUGGCACACAAUCCGGUGUACUCCGUACCAAUUGCAUGGACUGCUUAGACCGCACAAACGUUGUCCAGUCUGCAUGUGGCCGCAACGCUCUUGAGCAGCAGCUCGCAGAACAGCAUAUUGGCAUCGAUCUUCAGAACGACCCCAAGACUUCCUGGUUCAACACACUGUGGGCAGACAACGGAGAUGCAAUUUCCAAACAGUACGCCGGCACCUCCGCGCUGAAGGGAGACUUUACGCGGACUCGGAAGCGCAACAUCACGGGCGCGCUCACGGACUUUGGACUUACGCUGUCGCGCUACUACAACAACAUCGUUAACGACUACUUUGCGCAGGCUGUCAUUGACUUCUUGCUUGGACGGGCGACAGAGUCCAUCUUUGAUGAUUUCGAAGAUGACAUGAAGGCUCAGGACUACGCCAUCGAUCUGCGCAAGGUGCGAGAGAUGGCCAUUUCUCGCUGCUCCGAGCUCGUGAUUGAGGACGCCGAUGAAGACUUCAUCCACGGCUGGACGCUGUCAUGUCCUGCUAAGGGCAACACGUUGCGCGUACUGCCGUUUGAAGAAUGCGUGCUGCUGUUGACGGAGAAGGCACUGUACUUCUGCCGCUUCGAUUGGGGCACUGAAAAGGUGCGCGAGUUUGAGAAGAUCGAGCUCGAGAACAUCACGAAGCUGUCCAAGGGCACGUACAUCACCAGCACGCUCGCGCCCAGGCACAUGGACGAGACGAAGAACGUGGGCUUCGUCGUCGAGUACAUCCAGCAAUCCGACGCCGUCCGCAUCAACACCCGGAGUCUGGCCAACGAGAAGAGCGAAUCCGAAGCCCAGGCCCGCGCACAAGCCGAGGGCAAAACGAAUUCUGAGACCGAGAAUAACAAAGACGACUCCGACGGGGCUCAACGCGAAAGCAUUGCGGAGGGUGUGACGGAGGCGUCGAAGGCCAAAGCCGAGACUGAGGGCAAGGGCACGACGUCGGAGAAGGAGAAAGAGAAAACAGGUUCCCAGUCGGCACCGGUGCGCCGCUACCUAGCCUUCAAGGCGCUGCCGCCCAAGUCGAGCUUCGCGACCGCCAGCGGACCGGACGACGGCGAACAGCCCAGCGAGCCGCCCAGUGAGCGCGAGCUUGUGAGCAUGAUUUGCGCAGACGUACAGCGCGCGGCUGCGGAGGUGCGGGGGCAAAAGAAGGGGAUACAGAAGAAGAGGGCGAGUGUGAGCGAGGGGGGAGAGGAUGCAGAGGCGGAUCCGCUGGUGGCGAUUGAGGAGAGGGAGAUAAUUAGUCUGGCCGAGGCGAAGAAGAGCACGGGGUAUUUGGAGCAAAUUGGGUAUUCGUUAAAGAAGCUGGUUUGGGCAUAGGUUGAAGGAGAGGAGAGGGGAGGGGUGGUGGAUUCGCAUUCGCAUACGCAUUCGCGGUGGCAUUUGCAUCUUUUGGGAUUUGGGUUGGUUUGGGGUCUCUUCUUUCUAAUUCGCACCUUUCGGCCUCUCGCGCGACGAGUGGUAUCAUUUAACGAUAUCCGAGUAAUAACUAAGCCUUAACAUUCCUCACAACCAUUCUGCGCCAUCUUUUCGCCGAAAAUAUACUCCCCGGGGCAUUCCCCCC
This is a messenger RNA of Aplosporella prunicola CBS 121167, 3588 nucleotides long. RefSeq lists its product as uncharacterized. The record is from RefSeq and is a predicted model, not a curated record. Lineage: Eukaryota; Fungi; Ascomycota; Dothideomycetes; Botryosphaeriales; Aplosporellaceae. The coding region runs from base 162 to 3344 and encodes 1060 amino acids. Gene Ontology annotation, cellular component: endoplasmic reticulum. Gene Ontology annotation, biological process: phosphatidylinositol dephosphorylation. The transcript is spliced from 2 exons. Gene Ontology annotation, molecular function: phosphatidylinositol-4-phosphate phosphatase activity.